This is a messenger RNA of Glycine soja, 3007 nucleotides long. RefSeq names its product TMV resistance protein N-like. The record is from RefSeq and is a predicted model, not a curated record. Lineage: Eukaryota; Viridiplantae; Streptophyta; Magnoliopsida; Fabales; Fabaceae. Bases 1 to 2865 code for a protein of 954 amino acids. The transcript is spliced from 5 exons. Gene Ontology annotation, molecular function: ADP binding. Gene Ontology annotation, biological process: signal transduction; defense response.
AUGUCAAAAAAUAACGCUUCUCAAACAAAGUAUGAUGUUUUUGUUAGCUUCAGGGGCGUUGACAUCCGUCGUGGGUUUCUAAGCCAUUUGAUUGGCACUUUUAAAAGUAAGCAAAUAAAUGCCUUUGUAGAUGAUAAGCUUGAGAGGGGUGAAGAAAUAUGGCCAUCACUUAUUGAAGCAAUUCAAGGAUCAUCCAUUUCGUUGAUCAUAUUCUCACCAGACUAUGCUUCUUCGCGUUGGUGUUUAGAAGAACUUGUGACAAUACUUGAAUGCAAAGAGAAGGAUGAUGAUGAGCUACUUAAAGAAAUUGUCAAACUUGUGCUGAAAAGGUUGGGUAAACACCUGGUUAACUCAAAGGGACUUGUUGGAAUUGACAAAAAAAUUGCAGAUAUAGAAUCAUUGAUACGCAAAGAGUCAAAAGAUACUCGUCUUAUUGGAAUUUGGGGUAUGGGCGGUAUCGGAAAGACAACCCUCCCACAAGAAGUAUUUAACAAACUACAGUCUGAAUAUCAAGGUUCUUAUUUUUUAGCCAAUGAAAGAGAACAAUCAAGCAAAGAUGGAAUAAUUUCUUUGAAGAAAGAAAUUUUUACUGAACUAUUAGGACAUGUUGUGAAAAUUGACACUCCAAAUUCAUUGCCCAAUGAUACCAUUCGUCGUAUGAAGGUUCUUAUUGUUCUUGAUGAUGUGAAUGAUUCAGAUCACCUAGAAAAAUUACUGGGAACUCUUGAUCAUUUUGGAGCAGGUAGUAGAAUACUUAUAACAACUAGAGAUGAGCAAGUGCUUAAUGCUAACAAAGCUGAUGAGAUAUACCGUCUUAGAGAAUUCAAUUUUGAUAAAGCAUUUGAACUUUUCAAAUUGAAUGCCUUUAACCAAAGUGAUAAUCAAAGUGAGUAUGAUGAGUUAUCACAAAGGGUGGUCAAUUAUGCCAAAGGCAUUCCAUUAGUUCUUAAAGUUUUGGCUCGUCUUCUUCGUGGAAAAAAUAAGGAAGUAUGGGAAAGUGAGCUUGACAAGCUUGAAAAAAUGCCUCUUCGAGAAGUUUGUGACAUAAUGAAACUGAGUUAUGUUGAUCUGGAUCGCAAAGAACAACAGAUUUUUCUAGAUCUUGCAUGUUUCUUUCUUAGAUCACAAACAAAGAUAACGAUAGACUAUCUAAAUUCUCUGUUGAAAGAUAGUGAAAGUGACAAUUCAGUGGUUGUUGGGUUAGAAAGGCUGAAAGAUAAAGCACUUAUAACUUUCUUGGAGAAUAAUUUUAUAUCUAUACAUGAUAGUUUACAAGAAAUGGCUUGUGAGAUUGUUCGUCAAGAGUCUACUGGAGACCCUGGAAGUCGUAGUCGCUUGUGGGAUCUCGAUGACAUAUAUGAAGCAUUGAAAAAUUACAAGGGUAAUGAGGCCAUUAGAAGCAUACUACUUCACUUGCCAACAACUAAGAAGGAAAAUUUAAGCCCUCGCUUAUUUGCUAAGAUGAACAGACUACGAUUUCUGGAAGUUUCUGUAGAAGAUAAUUAUGACUGCUUUGAUAUUCUUGCUAAAGGGCUUAAAUUUUUGGCAACUGAACUUAGAUUUCUUAGUUGGAAGAGUUACUCUGGAAAAUCCUUACCAGAGAUUUUUUCUACUGAAAAACUUGUGAUAUUGAAAUUACCAUACAGUGGAAUGGAAAAACUUUGGCUUGGAGUGAAGAAUCUAGUGAAUUUGAAAGAACUUGACCUCAGGUGCUCCAAGAAGUUAAAGGAACUACCAGAUAUAUCAAAAGCCACAAAUCUUGAAGUAAUACUUCUCCGGGGUUGUUCUAUGUUGACUAAUGUGCAUCCAUCUAUUUUCUCCCUGCCCAAACUUGAAAGAUUGAACCUUUCUGAUUGCGAGUCCCUUAACAUACUAACAAGCAAUUCCCAUUUACGCAGCCUCAGUUAUCUCGACCUUGAUUUUUGCAAGAAUCUUAAGAAAUUCUCAGUAGUAUCAAAGAAUAUGAAAGAACUGAGAUUAGGAUGCACAAAGGUGAAAGCACUUCCCUCAUCAUUUGGGCAUCAAAGCAAGCUUAAAUUGCUACAUCUUAAAGGAAGUGCCAUUAAGAGGUUACCUUCAUCCUUCAAUAAUCUUACACAACUGCUACAUCUGGAGCUAAGCAAUUGCAGCAAGCUUGAAACAAUAGAAGAGCUUCCCCCAUUCCUCGAAACUCUAAAUGCCCAAUAUUGCACUUGUCUUCAAACUCUUCCAGAGCUUCCCAAAUUGCUUAAAACUUUAAAUGUCAAAGAAUGCAAAUCGCUUCAGAGUCUACCAGAGCUUUCCCCGUCGCUAGAAAUUCUAAAUGCAAGAGACUGCGAAUCAUUGAUGACUGUAUUGUUUCCUUCAACGGCGGUUGAACAAUUAAAGGAAAAUAGGAAACAGGUUAUGUUCUGGAAUUGCUUGAACUUGGAUGAACAUUCUCUAGUGGCUAUUGGGUUGAAUGCACAAAUCAACAUGAUGAAAUUCGCAAACCACCACCUAUCUACACCAAAUCGUGAGCAUGUUGAAAAUUACAAUGAUUCUUUUCAAGUUGUUUACAUGUAUCCAGGAAGCAGUGUUCCAGGGUGGUUGGAGUACAAGACAAGAAAUUAUCAUAUAACUAUUGAUCUCUCUUCUGCUCCACCUUCCCCGCAGAGGAGCUUCGUCUUCUGCUUCGUCCUUGGUGAGUUCCAACGGACAGACAUAAUUAGAACACUUGAAUUUAGCAUCACUAUGAAUGAGGGUGAAGGUAAAGAGGACAGUGUCAGCAUGUACAUAGAUUAUUUGGGUUGGUCAUCAAUUGAAUCAGAUCACGUGUGUGUGAUGUACGACCAAAGAUGUUCUGAAUUCCUCUGGUGUCAGCCCCAUAAGGACCUUGGCAUAUAACAAUUUCAUUCAACAAAUGCAUGGAAUUUCGUGACUCAAUGUAUCACAUUCAUCAAACAAAUGGAAUCAGGUUGUGCUUCAUAUUAAGAUGAAAUCUUAGAUUAAGGCUGUGUUUGGCAGCCGAAGUUUUUUUAUUAAUUUA